This is a messenger RNA of Diaporthe citri, 354 nucleotides long. RefSeq lists its product as uncharacterized. The transcript has 2 exons. The coding region runs from base 1 to 354 and encodes 117 amino acids. The record is from RefSeq and is a predicted model, not a curated record. NCBI's taxonomy places the organism in Eukaryota, Fungi, Ascomycota, Sordariomycetes, Diaporthales, Diaporthaceae.
AUGUCAUCCCCCGGAGUCGUUGCCCACUCAGCCAGUGCCUCCAACGAGCUCGGGUUUGAGUGGACUCUCAUGGGGAGGGUCGACAGGGAGCCCCUCGAGGCCGUCUGGGGCACGAUGCCGUUCGAAGCCGAGAUGGGUCUGACCGCCGAGCUGACCCGCUCCCUCAAGCAGCCCUGGAAAUUGCUGUUUCUCCUUUUUCUUCAGGGCAUCUCUGUCGAAGAACGUCCGCCGCCCGGCAAGGUUUGGGCUGAGGAGGAAGAGAGCCUGGUCAAGAUCUGGAAAGACCGGGAAGUCGUCCCCCUGCGCCAAGAGUUCACCAAGAUCCUCGGUCCCGCAUCAAUACAUUUGAUUUGA